Mytilus trossulus (common blue mussel) is the source of this 2971-nucleotide messenger RNA. RefSeq lists its product as uncharacterized. The record is from RefSeq and is a predicted model, not a curated record. NCBI's taxonomy places the organism in Eukaryota, Metazoa, Mollusca, Bivalvia, Mytilida, Mytilidae. Gene Ontology annotation, biological process: Notch signaling pathway; protein ubiquitination. The transcript is spliced from 5 exons. Gene Ontology annotation, molecular function: ubiquitin protein ligase activity. Gene Ontology annotation, cellular component: nucleoplasm. Bases 39 to 2099 code for a protein of 686 amino acids.
AUAUUUAAAUAUAAUGUGCCUUGACAUUUGAAGUGUACAUGGAAAUAGAUAUAUACAAUCUACGCGGAAGAAAAACUAUAGGGAUUUCCUGUUUGAUUUUUCAUUCUGCUGAUGAACUGAUGAAAAUCAUGGCGACUAAAGAUUCAAAUAAAUCAAAGAGCAAAGAAGAUCAAGGGAGAAUUAUUAUACACAAACACACAAAAGACAAACAAAAUGUAAUAUUUGGGGAAGACAUAAAUAGUCCAGGAAAUGCUAGCAAAACGAAACCAGGGUCAAGUAUGAGAACAUCAAAAAUAAAAUCACAUGCAGGGUCGUUUGCAACGUCUUUACCAACAACUAUUGGAAAAGCAAACCGACUAGAUCAAGGAAUUUCAAGAUCAAAUAACAAAGCUGAUAAAGAAUUGGAUAGUAAAAGUCGAAGUCUCACAUAUUUAUCAAAAGAACCAAACAUAACUGAAGUUCAGUUAAAUGGUGGAAGCACAACAAAGAUUUCAAUUCCAGGAUUACCAUCGACAGACACCUGUCAUGAACAGUUAACGACGAAAACAACUAAUUGUAUCAGCAAGUCAAAGCUGAGAGAAUCAGACGAUACGAGAACUGUCGAAAAAUCCAACAAUAUUGCUCCUUCACUCGCUAUCAUAAAUAGUAAUAUAUCUGGCACUAACCAUAUUUCAGCUAUAAGUUCGAAAUCUGAGGAUGGAAUAGCAAAGAAGUCUUUAGUCAAUAGCGUGUCAUCUCAAAGUGAAAGUUUUUCAGAGGAUGAUUUCCGUAAAAUGAAAAAUUCGACGGGACAAACUGCUGAAGUAGAAUGCAGAAAUUCUGGAGCAACCCCGAAAAUAUUAAAAGAGGAAAAGGCCUCCCCGAAACAAACCAAUACCGGCUCAAAUUUCAAAGAAGAUACUUCUUUUAUUGAAGUCUUUGCAUCAACGGAUAGUAUUGUCGAUUUAACUGUAGAUGUGAUACUCAGUAGUGAAGAUUCCUCAAUACAAAGUGGCGGUAUUAUUGCUAAAAUCAUCGCUGAAAAGGGAGGCCCUCUACUGGACGUAUGUAAAGAUUGUUUGAGGAAAAUGCAUCCGAGCAUUCUUAACUGGGCAUUUCAACCAACUCCAGCAACAGGAAAAUUGAAAUGUAAACACAUUUUCCAUGCGGUUGUACCUCAGUUUUCCAGACAAAAGCAAUCUAACUGGGUAGAUGGACUUGAAUCUCUUCUUUUUGAUAUCUUUUCAAGAACAGAGCAUAUGGGAUACGAAUCAAUAGCUCUUCCAGUAAUUGGCACUAGAAAAGGUGGUGCACCGAUUGAUUUCGUAAUUGAUUUAAUUUGCGCAAGCAUUGAUAAGUUUGCGACGACUAAAACGUCAAUCAAAGGGCUUCGAACUGUGAUGAUAGUCCAUCCUGAUAAAAGAGUGGUAGAUACUAUAGAGCAUAGUGUAAAAAGUUCAAGAACAUGUCUCCUUACGCUUAAACCUGUACAGUCACUGAAGGCAACACAAGACAAUGGAAAGUCCUACUUUCUAAGUGUGGUUGAUAUACAAAAAGACACGUGCCCUGUUUGCAUGGAAGAACUAGCGAGUUCAAAAUUAAAACAGCUUUCUAGAUGCAAGCAUAUAUUUUGUAAAAUAUGUAUUGAGAAGUGCUUUAUACAAACACCUGCUUGUCCAGUGUGCAACAUGGUGUACGGCAAACUAACCGGAAAUCAGCCAGACGGAAUCAUGAUCGAAUGCUUCCAAAAUGAUAUCCAUCUCAAAGGUUAUAAAAAAUGUGGGGUCAUCAAGAUUUUCUAUUCAUUUCUUGAUGGGAAACAAUUGCAAGGUCAACCAAACCCAGGUAAAGUUUACAGAGGAACUAAACGGACAGCCUACUUACCAGACAACACAGAGGGACAGAAGGUUCACAGGUUACUGAGACGUGCCUUCCAACAACGAAUUCUCUUUACGAUUGGCAGUUCUAGGACAACUGGAAAAGAAGACGUGGUCACAUGGAACGAUGUUCAUCAUAAAACAAGAAUAGAUGGAGGACCUGCUAGGUUUGGAUAUCCAGAUCCAGGAUAUAUUUCACGUGUCCUUGACGAACUUGCUGCAAAAGGAAUUACAGAAGAAUAAUUCUUUUGUGAAAUCGCUCGUUUUUGACUCCACUUGGGUAUCAUUGCAUCAAAUUGGUUUAUAAUACUGCAUACAUCUUAUAUUGUCUACGUCAUCAUAUGCGUUUUAAUUUCAAUAUUGUAUUCACUUUCGGUGUGGGAAUUUUAAGAGCAAAUGACAUUAUUGUAAAAGUACUGUAAAUGAGAGUCAAUGUUUUUUUUGUAAAAAAUGAGAGAAUUUUCCAUUCUUGGAAAUAUUUGUUUUUUUUCAAAUUGUUUUCUGUUAAAUUGCUUCACUGUUGUUAAUUUGACAAAUAUUAGAGAGUUUUAGAGAAGAAAUGAUUUAUGGUUAACAUACUAGUCAUGAUUUCUUUGAUCUAUUCAUUAUUUUGAUUGAAUGAAAUGUUUGUGUUUUUAAUGCAUGUUAUAUUGGUUACGGUUAUACAGGUUAUGUAGUGCUCAUUUUAUGUUUGAAUGUGCAUCUAUUUUUUAUUGUUAUUAAAUGAAUCAGAAAUUUAUACUUAAUUGUAUCAUUACAUUUUUUAUGUUGUGUAUCUUCUUGUAAAUUUCUUACCAUUCUAUUUUAUCAUAUUUAUACUUGUCCUUGCUUACAUUGCUAAUUAUAGUUGUAUAUGUCAAACAGCGAGUUUAAAAGCAUAACCCAUCGCAUAUUCUGUAAAAAUUCAAAUUCAUGAACAAAGUAAAACUUUUUAUAUUGUAUACAGGACAAUAGAAGACAAGUGUGGACAGAUCUAGUGUUAACAUGCAUGUCUCUGGUAAAUUAACGUUCAGAAAAUUGGACACUGUAUCAAUCAGUUCAUAUGUAUAAUACUAUAAUGGGUCUCCUGCACAAAAUUUGAAUUAUGAACGAAUAAACUAGUUUUGCCAAGCUCA